GAGUUUGCAAUCAAACUUGGUUAUUCCAACCAAGUCAUAGACCAGGCCGUUCAAAAGCUUGGCUCAAACGUGACUCAAAAUACACUGCUAAAUGAGCUUCUGAAGCAAACAGCUUCGUUACCUUACCAAAUAUCAGCAAGAGAAGUUGUUGCUAGAGGUGCCCCAAACGCAUCGAGUAUUAUGAGAUCAGGCUAUGAAAACCCUCCAGAUCACAUGGUUCGAGCCCCAAUUCAUCCUCAUUGGGACAGAGAGCCAUCACCUGGUCCAUCCAUGCCUUACAACAGGAGAGAUGGUAUUACCAAAGGCAUGCCUGAUCCAGUGUCAAGACUUGAUGAACAAGAACAGUUGAUGUACCAGCAAAUUGUUGGGGCUAAAAAGGCCUCAGUUAGUGCAUCCUCAAACUUGAGACCAAUAGUUAUUGAUGGAAGCAAUGUGGCAAUGAGGUGAGUGUAUGUAUCUGUUAUGUAACAAUCAUUUUCUUUUAGUGUCCAACUUGGAGUACAGUUCUCUUUAAACAAGAGAAUAAAGGUGUACUGCUCACUAGUUUUUAUUUGAAAGGUCACAAAUCAGGAUUUCUACUCCCCAUUAAGAGUUAAAAACACCUCAAUUUUUGUUUUAUUACAAUGUUGAUCAAUUUAUUAUUGCAUCUACACACUUCGUUAUGAGUGGUCGAAAAUUGUGAAAAUAUAAUGUCUUUUAGUAAAAUACAAAUAGUGGUCUAUCAUCAAUGCUGCAUUCUGAUUGGUUGAGUUACUACUAGGCUAUAUGUUAUAGCCCACUAGUAGCGAAAAGCGCUGGCUUUUUGGUGGCAAAAAAGGAGUAAAGUGUAGCCUAGCUUGUUUUGUCUCGAUGUUUUUGACCAACUAGUUGGAUUUUACUAAAACAAUUAUUGCUCUCGCCCUCAUGGCUUCUGAGUCAAUAGCCCAUUCGGCCUUUGGCCUCAUGGGCUAUUGACUCACAGCCCAUUCAGGCUUGAGGAAUAGUUGUUAAUUAUUUACAUGUUAUAAAAAAGUUAUAAAUUAUCUUAUGAGAAUUUUAUCCCCUUCUGGCACUUUUUUACUUUGAAUCAAACUUGUGUUGCUGUGAUCUCAUUUUUUUACUGUUGUUACAUGUACAUGUUUAUUGUAGUGGAGAUGAAAUUGUGAAGUGUGACCAUAAAAAUGAAAGCUAAUGAAUAAUUCCUUCCUUUUUUUAUUGUUUGUUUCUCACUUCGUGUCUUUUUUGGAAAAUUCUAUUCUUUGGCAUUCUGUUCUUGAUCCCAUAGAUAUUAACAUUUUUAGAACCAUGAUUAAUAGAAACCACACUUGCAACCAAUCAGCAUUCAACAACUGUGUUUAUUUAAGAACCUAUUGGCAGCCCAUUUUUUACUCUAAGGGCAAACUGCCAUCUUUGGGUUAAUCUGCAUCUCAAGUCUAGAAGACAACCAUUAAAGCAUCAAGUUUUGUCUCAUUAAUUCAAGACAGAAUGCUGAUCUGAUAUGACUUUAAGUCAUUGUUAAGCUCAUCAAAGUUAUAAGGGAUUUCAAAAAUUCAUGCCUUGUCUAGACCAGAACUGAUGAUUCUAGUUCAAUCAAGAGUAAUGCUUAAUGUUUUGAAUACUGCACCAGAGCCCCUUUCUACAUACAUUUUGAGCUGUAUGAGUUGGUUUUUUGGAUCACCUCACUAAUGUAAUUUUUCAUUUUUUUUUUGCAGUCAUGGACGCCAACGUAUAUACUCUUGCAGAGGUAUACAACUUUGUGUAGAUUGGUUUAGAGACAGGGGACACAAAGAAAUCACAGUAUUUGUGCCAUCAUGGCGAAAGGAGGCUUCCCGGCCUGAUAGUCCAAUUACAGACCAGGAAGUACUACACAAUCUGGAGCGCGAUGGUAUCCUUGUGUUCACUCCUUCAAGGAAAGUAAAUGGGUGGCGAAUUGUGUGUUAUGAUGACCGUCUCAUCACCAAGCUUGCUGCAGAGACUGAUGGAAUUGUUGUGUCAAAUGAUAACUUUAGAGACUUGACAAAAGAGAAUGCAAAGUGGAGAGAGACUAUUGAACAAAGAUUACUCAUGUACGCAUUUUUUGGGGACGUUUUUCUCGUUCCUGAUAAUCCUCUUGGGAGGCAUGGUCCUAAUCUUACAGACUUUCUUCGCAAAGGGUCCGCA
This is a messenger RNA of Porites lobata, 2139 nucleotides long. NCBI's taxonomy places the organism in Eukaryota, Metazoa, Cnidaria, Anthozoa, Scleractinia, Poritidae. The record is from the annotation of a GenBank genome assembly.